Messenger RNA from Phasianus colchicus (ring-necked pheasant), 7193 nucleotides. RefSeq names its product cytoplasmic polyadenylation element binding protein 1 (gene CPEB1). NCBI's taxonomy places the organism in Eukaryota, Metazoa, Chordata, Aves, Galliformes, Phasianidae. Gene Ontology annotation, biological process: negative regulation of cytoplasmic translation. Gene Ontology annotation, molecular function: ribosome binding; mRNA regulatory element binding translation repressor activity; translation factor activity, RNA binding. The record is from RefSeq and is a predicted model, not a curated record. Gene Ontology annotation, cellular component: nucleus; neuron projection; cytoplasm.
GCUGUGGAAGUGGUGCGGCAGGCCCUGCUUCCUGCAGGCUGGGGGAAGUGGGAACGCUCUGCUUUGCACUUGAUUUGCCUCAGAACAGGAGGCUGUGCGCCAAAGCGAGGAGUGCUGGGCCCACACUUUGGUGUAAUUAAAGGAUGUGCUCUUGACCUUUUAGAGUAGGUGAGGUCUGUCAAAAAAUGUACUUGCCCACAGCCUGGUGUUGCUGGUGCUUCUGUGUAGCAGUGCUUCUGCCAAGGGCUUGGGUGCUGGAUAGAGGUUGCUCUUCCUGCCUCUGAGUUAUGGGGUCAGUAAGUGCUCUGGCCAUUACUGGAAGCAAACUGGUGCUCUAGAUGUGUCCCAAAGCCAAACGGGGAGUAAAGGAAAAACCUCACCAACUGGUAACCUUGUAGGCAGACAGGAUUCACUUGCAGCUGCUCUUGGUGGCAGGUUUCCUUAAUUGAGUGCAGGAAGCUGUAAACUGGUGUUUGGUGGAUCUGGUGGCUGCUUGCAUAGUGCAGUUUUGUUCUGAACUUGCACAGUGAUUGCUACCAGGUAACUUGCAUUACAGCUUAAUCUCCUGAGUAUUGAAAGGGUUUAGCUCUGUGCUGAUCUGGCCAUGUGAUUUGCAGUGGCACUGCAGAAAUGCCAGAGGAAGUAUGGAUUGUUUCCUUUUAGGUAGGGGUCUAUACCUGGCAUGGCUAGUGAAACAGCUCUGGAGACUUGCUGUCAGCUUCUGAGUGGUUACAUAGUGAGCAUUAACUCAUUCAGGUCAGUGGUGUGGUUAUUAGCUCUUUUGUAGAGGCUGCUGUUGAACUGGUUAGAUUCUUCUGUCCCCUGUAGCUAUCAUUAUUGCAUCUGGCCUUGAUGUGCUGGAAGGGUAAGGGAGUAAUAAACCUAUGAUGCUGCUGGGAUGUGGUGCCUCUGUUGGGAACUGCAUAAAGUUUCUUGGAAGAGAUGUGCUCCAGCAGGGGAAAUCCUUGCACUUCAAAUCUAUUUGUAGUCCUCAAGCUUCUCAGUUGUUUCCUCAGGUCAAACUAAAUUUAUCCUGGAUUGGAUGUGUUUAAGCAAUGCCAUUCAGCAGUAAGAGGAUUAUACGUGGUGAAGGAGGGACUGCAGGAGUUCGUGGCCUUUUGCUAAUAUGGAGUCAGUCAAGGUGUGUGGGUCAGAAUGACAUCAGACUGAGUAACGUAUGGCAAAAGCCUCAUCAGUGCUUUUAUUUCUGACACAUUUGGAAAGUUAUCCAGCUCUGGGCAGAGCUAUAUGUCAAAGGGACUGCUGCUGGAGACUUACUUGGGCAUACCUAAUGUUAAAGAUGACUUUGCAGUUGAUGAUAUUCCUUGGUGAACUUAAUUGCCUUGUCAAAAUGAUCCACCUUGUCAGGCCUUGACUGCUGUGUGGUUCUUAUGGGUGCUUCCUUCUGGAGCUUCCCAAGCAUAAGGCUCAGGUCAGGCUGGUGCUGUAGGGCACAGUGUGGCAGUGUAAUUGUGGAACUUGUCUCCGAAGCCACCAGACAGGAUUGCUUCCAAAUACCUGCUUCUCUCCAUGGAACCAGCCUAAAAGGCAGUGCUUCCUCAGUGUGGUGGCAUGUGUGCUCAGCCCAGUCUGGGUAAGGAGGUGAGCGAAGCCAAUCUUUAGGUAGCUCUUGUUGCACGGCUUUUUCAGUGGAUUUAUUUGCCAGACUUGAAAGCCAGGCAUUGCUGGGUGGAAGGUGCUGCUGCCAAGUUUGGUUAAGAAAGCUAAACCAGCUCUGGAAAUUGCCAGCCUGUUCUGUAGGCACAGUGUCCAGCUUAAUUAAGUAGAACAGCAAGUAAAGCUCCUUCUCUUUAGCCUUUGUUUGCUCACCUGGCUAAACUGACUGGAGUUUCAACUAAAGCAGGCUUAAGAUGGCUAACAAAUACUCCAAAUAUAGCCAUUAUUUUGUUGUAAAUCGACUAUCCAUUGUGCAGGGGAUUGAGAGAUGCUUAAACUAUUUUCCAUGGGUGGGAGUGGUUUGAGGUGCCAAGGUGUGUGUAAAGCUGCUGGUGCGGCUCAUCAGCUCUUAAUGAUUCCAAGUAUCUGCUUUACCUUGGAAAAACUAAAAGACAAAUGCAAACAGACUAAAUCUGCUUCCUGCCCACUCUCAAUUGCAGUUAGCUAAUGGCAUCUCUUGCUGAGCCACCCACAAAGUACUCCAUGGUACUACAAUGUGAGAGUGCUUACGUUCUACACAGCUGCAGCCACCAGCAUACAUGCCAGGAGCACUGGAUGUGUGGCACCUGGAAUGAGGGGACAAAAUGCUGUAAAUGAUCAUCUGGAAUGUGGCCCUGCUUACUUGAGGUUAGCAGGGUGUCAUCUACAGCAAAGCUGCUAUCAGGUUGCAUUGAGGGCUGCUCUGCUUUCCCAGGUAAAUGGUGUAUACCUGGUAUGCAAAGCUGGGAUAGUAAACUUGGUACCUGUGUGCCCUGAAAGAGGCAAUGCCUACUGCCUUUGACAUAUAUGUAUUCCAUGUGGUGGAGAUCCAGCAGGCUUCCUGUAGGUUUCCUGAUCUGCUGUGCUGGUGAUGUGCUCAGUCAUUCAAGUUUUGAUGCAGUAGUCCUACAGCAGUCCCUUGCUUGUUGAGGUAGGUAAAGCAGCAGAUCAGUUGUGACCCCAUGUAGCUUCCUAAAUUGUUGGUUGCUAUCUGCUCAGGUGCUCGUGGUUGCCAAAAUAAGGCAGAUGUCUUCAAAGAGGUAGUUCAUGUGGCACCAAAUUUCCCUACUUAGAGUCUUCCAGAUUACAGGAAAGAUGCUUAGUUGUGCAAUUAGGUUUAUGCCUAACAAGAGCUUUCCUAAGCCCCCAGUGAUCCCUGGUUGUACCUGAGAAGUACCAUUGGCUUAUCCUGUAAAGGCUUUCGCUGAAGAUUUGUUUUAGUCUUGUAUGCAAAUCAUAUUUGAGAAGCUUAAUUUUCAUGGAUGCAACUCCUAGCCUUUGAAACUAGAGGGAUAAAAGAUACAAGAGGGUGCCUCUGCUGUGACCCAUUGGGCUUAGAAAUACUUUACCUUGUACUUUGCUGGAUUGGUUUUAAAAGGUCAGUCUUGGGCAAUGCUGUUGCACACCAAGAUGUCUUGGAGAGUCAGUGAGCUUUCCUUUCUGCUUUGCAGCCUGGUUGUGUAUGUAUGCCCUACUCUCAAGGGCCUUGUUUGUGGGAACCUCUAUCAGUGCUUGUCUAGAAAUGAGUGGGAGGGCAGGGAGACCUCCAUGUGGCUGCAGCCUGUGCUUAAUGCAGGUGUGCUUAAUCAUUCUACUUCCACCUCUUCCUCACAUUUCAAGCUCAGUGCCUUGUUUUCUCCAUGCAGGCUUAGCUGUAAUUUCCUAAGUACUUUCCUAUUUCAAAUGUCUGGCUGGUGCAGCCACACUGCAUACUAGACUGGGGAAAGAAGCCAGGCUAAAACUAUCUCCUGCUAGUAUGGCUUUAACUACAUGGAUUCCCUAGCCCAGUUGGGGAACUGUCUAGGCUGGUCCAAAUGGGAAGUGCAUGGCUGGGGGACAGGUGUCUGCAGCUUGUGUAAGCCGGCUGGUGGGGCUGAACCUAAGGGCUGACCUGUGCUGAGAUGCAGCUUGUUAAGAAGUCUUGUGCUAAGAACCCCAGAAUGCUACUGAAACAAAACCCAGCUGGCUUAGGCACAAGCCCAGUGCAGCAAUGCAACUCCCUCUGUCAGCAUGGUUGGGUUCCAGUGGCAGCUCUAUGGAGAAGUCCAAGUUGCAGUGGUUGAGGCUGGCUACGUGGUCUUGGAAAAGGCUGCAGCAAAGCAUUGGGCUGGGUUGCACUAGGUUGCAAAGUGAGAUUAAUAUUUGGUAGGCAUGUACUUGCAUCUGACUUGAGGUUGUGAUUGUUUGGGCUGAAUUUCUGUAGGAAAUGAAUCCCUUAUGCCCCGCGUCCUGCUUGCCAGAAUAUUGUGUGAUGGGGGCUGAUCUAGAAGAUGGUAGAGAACCUGGUGAUGGGAUCCUGCUGACCACAGGGAGGGAGGGUUGCCUAUUUCUGCCAGGGCCGUGGGCUUGAGCAGAGUGCUUGUGCGCUGCCAUAAUCACAGGAAUGCUGCAUAUUCAUAUGGGCAAGUUGUGGUUGCUGUGGGAACUGAGUUGUCUAAGCAGUGUGCUUUUGUCCUCUUCUCCAUACAGCUGGGUUGCUAAUGCUUUUAGGGCCUGUCCAAAAGCAAAAACUGUACUAAAGGAACUAAUGCAGUAAAACACCCAGCUGAAGAUGCAGUGUGAUACUGUCAGAAAAAUAUUCAGUGCUGUUACAGGUGAUUAGUUGAAAUGUGACUGAGUUGGUGUUGCAGCUUGUUCUGGUAAUUCUAGGGGAGCAGGAGAACCUGUGGAUGCUAUCCUAGUCAAGUCCUGUACUGUUUUACCCUGUCACAUCCUGACCAUGGAGCUUGGGCUCCUGAGACCACAUGAGGAUGAAAGUGAGGGCUUCACCAUGGUGCUGGACUUCCAGGACUCUGACGAAGCAGUGGCGAGCAGGAUGCUUUUCCCCACAUCCACGCAAGAGUCUUCCCGUGGCCUCCCUGACACCAACGACCUGUGCCUUGGCCUGCAGUCCCUUAACCUUACAGGGUGGGACAGACCUUGGAGCACCCAGGACUCCGAUGCUGCAGCACAAACUAGCCCACAAUCCGUUCUCAGCAUGCUGAGUAGCCCUCUGGGGAACGUCCUGGGGAAGCCCCCACUGGGUUUCCUGCCCUUAGAUCCCAUUGGCUCAGACAUAUCAGAAAAGUUUUCUGCGCCGGCACUGAGGAAUUCCCGCCUGGAUUCCCGCUCCCUCCUGGACUCGCGUUCCAGCAGCCCUUCUGACUCAGACACCAGCGGGUUCAGCUCGGGCUCUGACCACCUCUCAGACUUGAUUUCGAGCCUUCGCAUCUCCCCACCUCUGCCCUUUCUGCCCCUCAGUGGGGUGUCAAGAGACCCCCUCAAGAUGGGAGUGGGAUCACGGAUGGAUCAAGAUCAAGCUGCCUUGGCUGCAGUCACUUCCCCUCCAGCCAGUGCAUCGAAAAGAUGGCCUGGAGCUUCUGCGUGGCCUUCCUGGGAUCUCCUGGACUCUCCAGAAGAUCCCUUCAGUAUUGAAAGAGAAGCCAGGCUGCACAGGCAAGCAGCAGCUGUGAAUGAAGCAACCUGCACCUGGAGUGGGCAGCUGCCUCCAAGAAACUACAAGAACCCUGUCUACUCCUGCAAAGUGUUCCUAGGGGGAGUCCCGUGGGACAUCACAGAAGUUGGACUGAUCAACACCUUCCGUGCGUUUGGCUCACUGAGUGUGCAGUGGCCUGGUAAGGAUGGCAAACACCCACGCUGCCCUCCCAAAGGUAAUAUGCCUAAAGGAUAUGUUUACCUGGUGUUUGAAUCAGAGAAGUCUGUGCGUGCUCUGCUGCAGGCAUGCUCGCAGGACCUGCUGAGCCCCGACGGGCUCAGUGAGUACUACUUCAAGAUGUCCAGCCGCAGGAUGCGCUGCAAAGAGGUGCAGGUGAUCCCGUGGGUGCUGGCAGACAGUAACUUUGUGCGCAGCCCCUCCCAGCGGCUGGAUCCCAGCAAAACGGUGUUUGUGGGGGCUCUGCAUGGGAUGCUGAAUGCAGAGGCCCUGGCAGCUGUCAUGUGUGACCUGUUUGGAGGGGUGAUCUACGCUGGCAUUGACACGGACAAGCACAAGUACCCCAUUGGGUCUGGCCGUGUCACCUUCAACAACCAGCGCAGCUACCUGAAGGCAGUGACUGCUGCGUUUGUAGAAAUCAAAACGACCAAGUUUACUAAAAAGGUUCAGAUCGACCCGUACCUGGAGGACUCCAUGUGCCAAGUCUGCAGUGCUCAGCCUGGCCCUUUCUUCUGCAGGGACCAGAUCUGCUUCAAGUACUUCUGCCGCUCCUGCUGGCACUGGCAGCACUCUAUGGAGGUCCUGCGUCACCACCGCCCGCUGAUGCGCAACCAGAAGAACGGGGACUCCAGCUAAAGCGGCUGUCGGGGUGCGGGCACGGGGGAAAGUCCUUUUGUUAACCUGCCAAGUGGGGAGCGCACGAGCGUGCCUGCUGGUGCCAGACCCAGGCUGGGAACGCGCUUCCUGAGGACUAAUGGGAAAAUCUUACAUUCACGUUUGCACUUGCUGGUCUUUUUGUUUCUGCACUAAUGCACAGUGAAUUUUGUCGGGUUUUGUUUGGGGUUUUUGAGGGGGGGGAGUGCCCCCUCAAGCGAUUCUGCAGUUCCCAGACUUUGGUUCCUAGUUUGACGAGAAGCAAAAAGGGCCGCGUGUUGAGAAGGUGUUUAUGCAGAUGCCUUCACCUAGGUUUUUUAUUUAUUAAAGGCGCUUUUUUACAUUCCUUGCAAUACUGAUGGUAAUUAUGCAGGUCUCAUUGGCUCCAUUUUUUUGCAGUUGCCAUACAGUGCCUUUCCAUUCAUUUAACCCCCAUCUGAACGGCAUAAACUGAAUGUUCAGCUGGCGUUUUUUACUGUAACAACAAGGAGACUUUGCUCUUCAUUUAAACCAAAUCAUAUUUCAUAUUUUACGCUCAAGGGUUUUUACCAGUUCCUUUUUACACUCUUAAACAGUUUUUAAGUCGUUUGAAAUGAGAGAUUUUUCUUUCCUGGCAGCUUUUAACAUUAUUGCAAUUUGUGUCUGGGGGCUGCUGGUGGGAAGUUGUAAAUCGAGGCGUUUGCAACAGAAACAGGACAGGAUUUCUGGAUUUGAAACUGGACCGGAUAAAUGAUCUCUGAGCUGCUGUAUAUAGUUUUAAAUAGUUUGUUGCACUUAAGGGGGGUUGAUAGAGGUUUUUAAUCACAAAGUCACAGGACUUACUUUCCUUUUGUAACUAGCUAAAAAAGGGCUGCGUUUCAGUGGAUGGAUGGAGGUUCAUAGGAGCCCUUUCUCUUAGAGGGGACAAGUACUCUUCCUUUUGUUUCAGAAAUGUAUGAAGUAAUGGUGCAGUCGACUGAAAUGCUGCUGGGAUUUGAGAUUUUUUUUUUUUUACUUUCCCCUCUAUCAGAAGCUGUGUGCCAAAGAACCAGUGUCAUAAUUUCUCCCUCUCCUGCUGAGCUGAUGUUGCAUUGUUGCAUAUCCCAGCUGCUCUUUGUGGGGUUUUCGUGAAGCUGUGUGUGAAGUCUCUACCUCAUUGUAGUAUAUGCAGGCAAGACUGCACUCUCCUGCAGACGCGUGGAGUAAGCUGUGGUGUAGUUUUUGGCACAUAAUAAACACGUUGCAGCAAAAA